AACUGCCCUCAAGCCGAAGGGCGUGGCUUUAGCAGAGUCUCUCUGUACCUGAGUCUGAGAGCUGGACUUUGACUGGAGAACUUGGAGGAAACAGGAAAAAACUAAAACACAACUUCACAAGAUGAGAUGACUGUGUAAUGGUGUGUGGAUAUCUUUGAAGACAUGGCGAGUGAUGCAAGCACCCUUUCCUGGAAGGUACCCACCCAGGACUGGGAUGGAGGCAUCAAAAGCCCUGACCUGGGUCCUGUUGGUGAUGGUGUUCCUGUAAAAAUCAUCAAAGUGUGCUUCAGCAGCAGCAACAAUCUCAGCAAAAACUUCAAACUGGUCAAAUGUGACAGCUCAUGGCAGAUCAAGACAAUUAUCCAGUCUAUUCUGAUCAGUGGGCGUUUGGGCCCAAAUGUGCAAAACCCAGGAUGCUUUGGGCUGAGGCUCAAACACCUCAAAUCUGAGGAGGUCCACUGGCUUCAUCCAGACCUGACUGUAGGAGAGGUUCAGCAAUGCUACGAGAGCCAUCACGCAGAGGCCGAAUGGAAAUAUGAUCUUAGGAUUCGCUACAUUCCCACUGAUUUCAUGAAGAGGUUAAAAGAGGACAGGACGUUCCUUUUGUAUUUCUAUCAACAGGUGCGUUGUGACUACAUGCAGCAUCAUGCUAGCAAAGUUAGCGACGGCAUGGCACUUCAGCUGGGAUGUUUGGAGAUCAGGAGGUUUUAUAAAGACAUGAAUGCCAAAGGUCUAGAGAAAAAGUCCAACUUUGACCUGCUAGAAAAAGAUGUUGGUCUGGACCUGUUCUUUCCUAAGGGACUUAUUGACAGUAUGAAGCCCAAACUACUCAGGAAGCUCAUCCAGCAAACAUUUCAGCAAUAUGCAUUACUUAAAGAGGACGAGAGUAUGAUCAAGUUCUUCGAGACCUAUGGGGAAUUCUCCAACUUUGACGAGGAAAUAUUUCCUUGUGAGCUAGUGCAAGGUUGGAGUUUAGCUGUGGAUUUAGUCAUUGGUCCCAAAGGCAUUCGGCAGCGUACCAAAGCAGACUCCACCGCUGUUCGCCUUGCUGAAUUUAAACAGAUCCGAAGUAUCAAGUAUAACACACAGAGUGAUGGCAGAACAUUAUUACUUAUUGAAAUUGAGGGUGCCAAACAGCCUCUUUCCAUCAGUGUGGCUUCUUUGGCCAUUGCGGAGAACAUGGCUGAUCUGAUCGAUGGCUACUGUCGGUUGCUUAACCACACAGACUCAUCUUUGAUAGUUGGUCCAAAUAAAAUAAAAUCUCCUAAAGGUGUACAGUUGCGCAACUCUCUUCCUGAAAUUCCCUCUGGGAAGAAGACAGAAAGCUUCAGAUACAGCAACUCUGAUAUAUACUGUGAAAUCCCAGAUGAAAAGCCGCCACCACCUGCAAAGGUUGGACUUUCCAGAAAAGAUAUCAACCUGAAACGUAUGCUGGGUGAAGGCUUCUUUGGGGAGGUUCAUGAAGGAGUUUACCAGAAAAAGAAUGGGGAGAAUAUUAGUGUUGCGGUGAAGACCUGUAAGGAUUGUGCGCCUGAUGUCAGAGAGAAGUUCAUGGGUGAAGCUGUCAUCAUGAAGAACCUGGACCAUCCACACAUAGUGCGACUGAUUGGAGUGAUUGAGGAAGACCCUGUGUGGAUUGUCAUGGAGCUGUGUCAGCAUGGGGAGCUGGGAAAGUACUUCACAAAAAAUCAGCCGAGUUUGACCAGCGUAACUCUGGUACUCUUCAGCCUACAGAUCUGCAAAGCUCUUGUUUACCUACAGGGAAUGAACAUGGUCCACAGAGACAUAGCUGUACGAAAUGUGCUUGUUGCCACACCUGAGUCGGUGAAGCUGGGUGACUUUGGCCUUUCCAGAUACAUAGAGGAAGAAGAAUAUUACAAAGCAUCUGUUACUCGUUUACCGAUCAAAUGGAUGGCUCCUGAAUCUAUUAACUUCAGACGCUUCACCGCGGCCAGUGAUGUGUGGAUGUUCGCUGUGUGCGUGUGGGAGAUUAUGAGCCGAGGUAAACAGCCGUUCCACUGGCUGGACAACCGUGAUGUGAUUAACCAGCUGGAACAGGGCAACAGGCUGCCCAAACCUGAGCAGUGCCCUCCUGCCCUGUACUCUCUCAUGACCCGCUGCUGGAGCUACGACCCCCGCGAGAGACCCACCUUCACCGAGCUAGCAUGCAACAUCAGUGAUGUCCACCAAAUGGAGAAGGAGUUAGAGGUGGAGAGAGAGAGAGACAAAGCUCGUAACACCCGGAUCCUGGAGCCCAAGCUUAACAUUAGUGAACCUCCACCAAAACCUUCCAGAGUCAAUACUAGCCGCUUCGGAAAUACCCUUGGUGUCGGGCUACAUCUUCAGCUUAAUGAGGCUUUAUGUGCCAGUUCACCAGACCUGGCCAGCCCGUGUGAUUACCAGUCACCUGUGGACUCAACUAACAUCCUCUCCGUAACCACAUCCCCACCCCGUCGCCGCAGUCUUGGGGAGGGUGAGUUUAGUUUCAGGCCGACCAGUAAGGAAGAUGCUCAGCAGCUGUGGCAGGAAGAGAAGGAGCGCAUGCAGGAUACUUUGAUGAUGCAGAAAGAACAGAUGGAGGAGGACACAAAAUGGUUAAAGGAGGAGGAGAAGCUUCUGGACCCAAUGGUUCAUGAAUACACAGCUAUUGAGACACCUGAACCGCCAAUUAGUUAUGCUGAGCUUCGUCAACCUCCUUCAAAACCACCCAGAACUACAGUGCAGCCUGCACCUACAGCCGAGCUGGACCGCUCAGAGGACAGUGUGUACCAAUGUGUCAUGGAUGUAGUGAAAGUGGUAGUGCAGCUGAAAAACGACAUCAACACACUGCCGUCUACUGAUUACAUUUCUCCAGUCAAGACUGUUGGACUGUCGUUAAGAAAUCUGAUCAACAGUGUGGAUGAUGUACUACCAACUCUGCACGUUUCCUGUAAAACAGAGAUCGAAGGCACUCAGAAGUUGUUGAAUAAGGACUUGGCUGAGCUCAUCAGUAAAAUGCGUCUGGCCCAGCAGAAUGCCAUCACCUCUCUGAAGGAAGAGUGCAAGAAACAGUUGCUGGCAGCGGCCCACACUUUGGCCAUGGAUGCCAAGAACCUGUUAGAUGCUGUAGACCAGGCCCGAGUGCGCUCAAACUUGGCCAAACCCAGACCUGAGGACCCAAAUUCACAGACAGACUAGAAGAGCAGCUUGGGACAUGCUGACUCACAGCUUGAGUACAAAACAGACUGAUUCAUCUGUAUAAGACUGCAGUGCAGUAAUUGGGCAAAAACAACACUAGUGUGGUACAUGAAACAGCCAAUAGAAAUUCAGGCAACUGUUGUACUGCUGUCAUAUCAUGUUAAGUGUUUCAUGUAAACAUUUAUGAUUGAGAAAACCAGGCAAGCCAUAGAGGAAUUCCAGAAAUCAGGGUUAACUUACGGUCACAUAUACCCAGAACUAGUUGAUUAACCCAAAGAAAUAUGUUCCAAAAAUGUAUCUAUCUUUUAAUAUUUAGUCAGCAUUUUUAAUACUGUGAAAAAUAAAAAUACAAAAAUUGGUGUAUGUAAGAUUCAAUGAACAAAAACAAAAUUGUGCUUGCUGUUUCCUUCAACAUUUGAUGUAAUGUUUGGUAUUUUUAUAAUAAAAAUACAUUGUAAAAAUGUCCUGUAGAAAAAAAAAACAUUCUGAAUGCAUAUUCACAUUGUGUGUGAUGGGAAUAAAUUUGAGUAAAAUAAAAUAAACGUUGAUUUA
Molecule: messenger RNA, 3729 nt
Organism: Carassius carassius (crucian carp)
Lineage: Eukaryota; Metazoa; Chordata; Actinopteri; Cypriniformes; Cyprinidae
Gene: ptk2bb
Product: protein tyrosine kinase 2 beta, b
Exons: 31
Coding region: 163-3177 (1004 amino acids)
Biological process (GO): signal complex assembly; protein phosphorylation
Cellular component (GO): focal adhesion; cytoskeleton
Molecular function (GO): protein tyrosine kinase activity; ATP binding
Source: RefSeq, a predicted model, not a curated record